AUGGUGCCCGAGUCGACAUCUAGUCCUGGAGAAUCCAGUGAUCUAGGGGACACACAACAACGCGCUGGAGCUGCCAAGUCUAAGGCCACCAUACGGGCGUCUCUCGCCUGUGUACCCUGUCGAUCGAAACACGUAAAGUGUGACUCGGCUUUGCCAGCCUGCUUCAGAUGUCGUCUAGACGAUAAAACCUGCUACUACGCCAAAUCUCGACGAGGAAUUCGAGACGCUAAGAAGCGCAGUCUUGUCAACGAUCCCAUUGGCCCUCCCUCAGCUUCCACUAGCUCACCAGUCUCCUUUCCUUCCCCCGAGACGAGUCUUGAAAUACCCAUCAAUGUGGGCGACAAACUACCGGGAGGACGGUCUCUGAUCAAGAAUCCCUAUAUCUCCUCGCCGACUUCACUCCUAUUCGACCUCUAUUUUACAAACUUUCACGACACGCAUCCGUGGCUGCUUCCCAAGGAUCAACUCCUGCGUCGGAUCCGGUCCAAUUCCGAGCCGUUUCACUUCCUAGCAAGCUGCAUUGUUUAUGUAGGAUCUCUCUUCUCGAGGGCCAUCCACUCAGAGAAACUGCGAGAAAAGGCUUUCAGCUUGGCUAGUGGCAGCCUUCCGAUGACUUCCUGGACCGUCCAGGGCCUUCUCGUCUUGAGUGUCGCGGCAUGUGGAGAGGGUCGGAUGGACCUGAGUGCCGGGUGGAUGAAUGCUGCAACCCAUAUGGCCCUUGAGCUUGGAAUGCAAGAAAAGGAAUUUGCCGAUGCCGAACUUGAUAGGUUCACAUCGGAGAGUUUUAGGAGGACGUACUGGGCGCUCUACUGGCACGGCAACAUGCGGGCGAUGCGCGAAGAGUCGCCGACAUUUACCUUGUUAGGCGUCGUUGCGACUACAGAGCUUCCUUGUGAAGAGUGGGAGUACCAGUCAGGGGCACGUGAGCCAUUGCUUCUUCUUGUGGACUCAAUGUCCAGUUUUGUGCUAACACGAAAUCAGGAGAUCCCUCAAUCUUUAUCGUUGAAACAAUACGACGCCAAAGAUCCGAUGAACGACAAGAGCUAUUCAUCGUGGACUUACCUGAUCGAUCUGUGCCGCCUUUGUGGAGAGCUGAUACUUCCAAUGCCGACGUUGCCGCCGGGGCUACUAUUAGACACCAUCGACAGAGCCGACUCCAGAAUCGUGAGUUGGUUGAUCACUCUGCCUAAAUGGAAACAACACUUGGUAGAUUCGGGAGGCACUGUCGACAUGAUUCUCUUUCACGCGAUUUCAUAUGCGCACGACUUGAGGAUCAAGAUGCAACUACCUUUGGGAGCUUCGGAACUCGGUAUUCAAGACAUUUUGACCCUUGGUCCGCUCUUUGGGAACCGAGAUCUCUUGCCUCCCAUGAUACCACGGUCCCUUGCCUCUCCUUACCCGUGGUUUGAAUGUUCGACGGCUCUCCAGGCAGGGAUUACCACUAUCAGCCUCUUCCACUUCUCGCUCCCACCAGCGCGAUACAGCCCAGCGUGCAUCAUUGGCUUACAACGGGCGUCUCUUCCGUUGCUCAAUGCUAGAGUGUACGGAAAGACCGGGUCACCAGUAUUGCAAGAGAAGCUUGAUCUUUUGCUUGGUGUACUGAAGGUAGCUGGCGAUGUCUGGCCUGUUGCCAGGAACAUUGGUAGUGAGAUGAGCGACGUGUUGAGGAACGCGAACACCACAUAUCAGCGCAACGUAGUAUCUGGUUUCAGUUCGAGCCUAGGCGCUUUCGUUACAGGCAUGGCAUCAUUUGGAAGCGUUCAAGACCCCAACAUGUUCCCCUUCUCCGACCCCAGAACAGCAGAAGAGUUGUUUCAAUGGAGUCCUGGUUUUAUGUGACCA
This is a messenger RNA of Colletotrichum destructivum, 1842 nucleotides long. RefSeq lists its product as uncharacterized. Gene Ontology annotation, molecular function: DNA binding; zinc ion binding; DNA-binding transcription factor activity, RNA polymerase II-specific. Bases 1 to 1839 code for a protein of 612 amino acids. Lineage: Eukaryota; Fungi; Ascomycota; Sordariomycetes; Glomerellales; Glomerellaceae. The record is from RefSeq and is a predicted model, not a curated record. Gene Ontology annotation, biological process: regulation of DNA-templated transcription; DNA-templated transcription. The transcript is spliced from 2 exons.